This is a messenger RNA of Aspergillus mulundensis, 1023 nucleotides long. RefSeq lists its product as uncharacterized. NCBI's taxonomy places the organism in Eukaryota, Fungi, Ascomycota, Eurotiomycetes, Eurotiales, Aspergillaceae. The transcript has 3 exons. Gene Ontology annotation, cellular component: cytoplasm. The record is from RefSeq and is a predicted model, not a curated record. The coding region runs from base 1 to 1023 and encodes 340 amino acids.
AUGUCAGUUCCCACUCGAGCACUCGGCCGCAACGGUCCCCAAGUCUCCUCCGUUGGCCUCGGCCUGAUGAGCAUCGGGGGCACCUACGGUGCAGCUCCCAGCGACGAAGACCGUCUGGCCCUCCUCGACCGGGCUCAUGCCAUCGGACAGUGGUUCUGGGACACCGCCGACAUCUACUUCGACAGUGAAGAUAUCAUCGGGACCUGGAGAGCAAAGAAUCCGGACAAGGCUAAAGAUAUCUUUCUCGCUACCAAGUUUGCCAUUCAGAUCGGUGAAGGUUUUACUCAGACCCUUGACACCUCCCCUGAGUAUGCGAGAGCCGCUCUUGAGAAGAGUCUGAAGAGACUGCAGACUGAUACGAUCGAUCUGUACUAUGCUCAUCGCGUUGAUGGGAAGACGCCUAUUGAGAAAACUGUCGAGGCGAUGGUGCAGUUCAAAAAAGAAGGAAAAAUCCGAUAUCUUGGUCUUAGUGAGGUCUCUGCCGACACACUUCGUCGCGCUCAUGCCGUCCACCCCAUCUCCGCCGUCCAGGUCGAGUACAGCCCGUUUGCACUGGACAUUGAAGACAGCCGCGUGGGACUACUCGAGACCUGCCGUGAGCUUGGUGUUGCUGUUGUUGCCUAUAGCCCUGUCGGCCGUGGCUUGCUGACCGGUAGGCAUGCCACGCGUGAGACCAUCACCAAGGACUUCUUCCUGAACAUCCUGCCUCGUUACUCCGAGGAAAACUUCCCUGAAAUUCAAAAACUUUUCGAGGCCAUCAAGCGUGUUGCUGAGAAGAAGGGUGUCACUCCGACACAAGCUACCCUCGCAUGGCUGCUUGCUCGUGAGCCGUUUGUUAUCCCAAUUCCGGGCACCCGGUCGAUCAAGUACUUGGAGGAGAACACGGCCAGUGCUCAGAUACAGCUCACUGACGAGGAGAACCGGCUCAUCACGGAGGCCGUCAAUGCUACCAAGCUUGUGGGAGACAGGUAUCCAGAGGGUUUCCCUGACAACUACGAGUUUGGAGACACUCCGGCGCUUUAA